CCCUGGCUCUGGUAUUUCCCUUGUGGGCGGGGCUGUCGGGCACAUCGAGCACAUCGAGUCCUCUGUUCCCCUGAUCUGUCAAAACACAAAGCAGCCUACAUCAGAGGAAGGACCUACCGUUAAAGUACAUCGAGUUUAUAAAAAGUCGGAGCUUUGGUUUCCCGGAGACUCGGAGAGGGCGACGCGGUGACGACAGAGAAGAAGAAGAAGAAGUGGUCCUCCUCCCCUUCGUCACCCGCUCUCGAACGCCAUGGCUCUGUUCUUCUCCAGGGCCGUCACCAGUUCUCCAAUCAAACAGCGGCCCUCGCAGGCCGACCAAUCAUUUCAGAGCCUGGACCUGUCGCUCCUCUCCGACGACUCCUCCUACUCCUGCUACUCCUCCAACCCGGCGGGGGGCUCCCCCUGCUCCUGCCGCCGCUCCCGCCGCCUGCUCACCAACGGCUACUACGUCCUGGGGGAGGACAGCGUGGUCUGGGACGACCAGGGCAAUAUCUCCCUCACCCCUACCAAGACCAACGUGUCCUACAAGGAGAACCUGGUCAGAGUGUUCCGGCGUAAGCGGCGCUCCCGGCGCUCGCUAGCUAGCCUGCUCAGCGGCGUGACGGAGACGUGUCAGACGUGGCUCGACGAGAAGGUGUUCGGGGGCGUGUUCACAAGCGCCGACGCCGACGCCGACGCCGACGAACCGACCCGGAUGGAGCUCAGCACGCCAGAACCUGAGAGCACCUUCAGUUUUACCUACGACCCCAGCGAGAUCAUCUCCCCACCACAGAAGGAGGCCCCUCCCCCCCGGAUCCUCUUCCAGGAGGAGAUCUGCACUGAGACCUGUCACUCACAUGAGCAGUUCACCCAAUCACUGGGUGGCCUUUCCGAAGUCCCGCCUACCCCUCUGGUCUUUCACAGUAACAGCUGCUGUUCCUCACCAGAAAGACAGACAGGUUCAUCGACGAUGAAGUCCUUGCUCAGCUUCCUCUUCACCUUCUUCAUCUGUGCCUCCCUCCUCUCCUGGUCGCUGCUGUGGGCAGCAGCAUCUGCUGCGCUCAUCACCGUCCUGGCCUUCAUGCUCUUCAGUAAGACGGGACCGAUGGGUGGAUGGAGGACAGCCAAGACGGAGGAUAUCACGUCGAAGAAUGAGUAGACACGGGCGUCGUCCACGGCAACCGCCCCCCCCCCCCCCCGGUUUCCUGGAACACACACACAUACUCAAAUGCACAUACACACACAUUGAUGCAACUAUCUAUGGAGCAUUCAAGUAAAAACUGGGAUAGGAGUUAAUGUGGGAGGUACAAGAUUUAGAGUAUUUUAUUAUAUGUUUGAAUGAAUUAUCUGCAUGUGAGUUGCACCUAAAAGAAUGACGGCGAGCUCCGUAAGGACUUCAGAUGGUUAUCUAUGAAUUAAAACAUAUUUAUUAAAAAAUAAAUAUAAAGAUUGUUGCCCCUAAAAUAGGGGCCUUAUAAACAAAAGGCUGUUCUUCAAAUAUGGCUGACAAUUGACUCAAAUUUGAGAUUAUUAGUUUGUUAAACUUUGACCUCGCUAGUCUCACUCGAUAACAAAAAGUCACCAGAACCUGCAGAGCUCGCAGUGCUUCAGAUAAGAUGAUGUAACUCUUUUUUUACUGUACUUUUUAAAAGUCGUACAUUAUAUUCUAUUUGUAGAUUAGCUUGGCCUUUUUGGGGGCUUUUCAAAGUGACCAAUUCUUUCAGGAUAAUAUUGCCCUGAAUGAAAGAAAAACGUAAACAGAAUCAGGUCCAGAUGUUGAUGAAGAGCAGCAUUGAAUAGUUACUUCUAACUAUUUUCUACUUAGUGUUCAGUAUUGGCUGAGAGAGCCAGUACCCAUGUAACUUCAACUACCUGUAAACAUUACCUGUCUAAGGUUAACGUGCCAUAUUUUUCCUGUGAAAACUAGGAAUGAGGAGUUUUGUUCCAAAAUAAAAUAAACAUCAUUCCUGUGCCUAAAAUUGGGACUGUUAUCAGAAAUAGCAGUUUUCCGCAAGUAGCUCUCUGAAAACGGUAAUAAAUGAGCUUGACUUUUUUACAAGCUCUCGCUAACAACAACUAUAUCCAAUGGUGAGAUAUUGUUUGUUUUUGUAUAUUAUGUUUUGUAACAAAACUCUUCAGCUUUCUAAGUGCCUUUGUUCACGAUAGCCAAUAGGAUUCCCUAGACUGCAUUGUGGAUGAUUGGAAAAGACUCUUGCCAAUCUGAAUAGACAGCAAUAACUCUCUAUAUAUAUAUAUAUUUCUCCUAAAAGGAGACUUUUUAAAAUGAAAUGUGUCCUAACAUUCAGGCCAGGGCGUCUCUAGUUCUAAAAUAAUCUAGGGCGUUUAAUUUACCCCUCCUGGUGUCCCAGGAGGGCGGGGGUUAAUGCCUCAGAAUAGGUUCCAAGGACAAACAUACCUGCGGACAACACCUGUCCACAUUAAGUCCUCCAUCGGCUGGAAGAACAUUGAGGGGACAGUGCCUUCAGAGAUGCGUGUUCUGCCCUGUAGGAUUCAAACCCCAACCCUACAGGUUUCUGCCAGCCUGAUGAAACCAAGAAAAUGUUAUCAUGGGGGUGAUAUCCAGCUAGUUAACUAGUUUAUUGUGACAUACUGUGUCAAUCAUUAAUGGCACCAAUUUGACCACAAGCUAUUUCUUAAUCAAUUUAGUGAUGUCACAAGUAGGAAAUGUCAACCCAAUUGAAUAACGGAUGGAUCAGCCUACCAGUUUUGGAGCAGUCCACUGAGUAGGCUGGUAGGUUGAGCUUCUUUUGGCUAAUCACCAUGACAGCUGGUGGGGAACAGACCUGUCAUUAAGAAGGUGACGAGAGUCAGCUGUUAAUGCUGCUCGAACUUACUCGUUGAACCCCGGUCUGCCAAAAUAGGUGACUGCUUGAUCCCAUUCUGAAAGAUUUAUAUUGAUAUAUUCUUCACUAUAUAUUGAACCAGCGAUAACUAAACGUAAGGCACCUCUGGUAGACAUGAACUGUGAGCUGUCUAGUGACUGGGUAGAUCGAGAGGAACUCGGAUCCGCCAGCAUUUUUUGUAAAAAGGCACAUUUUUAUGCUGUUUGUCCGCAAAAGAUGAAGUAUCCCGAUAAAUAAAUUGUUUUUCGUCAGGAAAAAUUGCGUGAAAGGUGAAUUGAGCGUAAGGGGAAUCGGGUUCAGAAGGAAUUUCAACCUUUAAUCAUGUCGGGGCCUCAGAUUACGCCAGGUUUAGUAGGAUGUUCGACCGAGGAAGGGGUGAAGUGUGCUAUCAGUCGCUGAAAGCACAGCUCACUCCUUCCUUUAUAUACUGUAAGGUUUUAUACUGUAAUGUCGGGGGUGUAUGUUAUUGGUCUGCCUCUGGUUCGUUCAGACACAACCAGUUAUGGUGUGGGUUGGAUCUAGAUUCGAUCCGGUUCAUCUGUGUUUUGAACCAGAUUACAUUCCUGUUGAAGAAUGUUGCGAUCGUAUUGAGUCUUCUCAAAGUGCCACCUUUCAUGGUGAACGGAUUCAACGUUAAUGAAAUGGCUUUGUGAUCGAUGAGCCUCACCUCGUAUCACCACAGCCGACCCAGUGAAUCUCUGGAGGAGAAUUGAGAAAACUAACAUUCCGGCAGAAUUGAUUUAAUGAGCGCUCUGCAUUUGAAACGGGCCAUGAUUCAUAUGCGCACAUUUGGGAUUCAUAGGGGCCGGAUAAGGGCUACUAGGCCUACUGUGAAUGCACGCAGUAGGAUAAUAUAAACAAUAUAAUGUGGAUGUUUGUCAAACCUGAUGCAAUGUUUUUAUAUGCAUUUGUGACUUAAGUGUUUUUGGUAUCUGUAUCUCUCUUUAUCUGAUAUAUCUAGAUAAUUUCAGAAUUGCCUUCACUUUUAUAGAAAUGCGAUGUCCUUAAAGUCCCUAGGAACAGC
Molecule: messenger RNA, 3867 nt
Organism: Gadus chalcogrammus (walleye pollock)
Lineage: Eukaryota; Metazoa; Chordata; Actinopteri; Gadiformes; Gadidae
Gene: tmem71
Product: transmembrane protein 71
Exons: 10
Coding region: 251-1138 (295 amino acids)
Source: RefSeq, a predicted model, not a curated record